Messenger RNA from Danaus chrysippus (African queen), 1197 nucleotides. The record is from the annotation of a GenBank genome assembly. NCBI's taxonomy places the organism in Eukaryota, Metazoa, Arthropoda, Insecta, Lepidoptera, Nymphalidae.
AUGACUACUGUGAUGAUAACAUCUGAAAUGGAUGCGGCUCUGGCCUUGUUGGAAUUACACAGGAAUAAUUAUGUGAGAGUAAAUUCCCGACCAAUAGCCGAUAUGGAUGGGCCUGUUCAUAUUGCAACUAUUUGUAACGGUUGCAUAACUUCCAAGAAUUUGCAUUCACCGAGUUCUAGCCUUAAAGAUAAAACAACCGCUGAACAAAAAUCGUGGAUGGUGACGUCAGGAAGGAAAAUACGAAAAACCAGUCCAGUCCCCAAGGAGAAAAUAAAAUACGAAGUAGCAACUCAAACGGAUAUCGAAAUAGAUAUAUCUAAAAAAGAAAAAUUGGAAAAAGUAAUUAAAGAAUUACAUUCCAAAGUCGAGGUACUCGAAGCGGAACUUAAAGCCAGAGAGCCAGAGACCCUCUCAGUUCCAGACCCAUUACAAAAAAUGACAGACUAUUCCAGUGAUGACUUCAGACCACAGCAGAGGAGGCGAUCGCAUAAGCGAAAAAGAAAUUUGACAUUCACCACAGACUUUAGUUCAAUUGGAGAUUACGAUACUACAUUUAAUAAAGAUGAAGAUACUAUAGACAACGAUGUAAAACGAAUAAAAGCUUUGACGCCGAAAAAUACUGUUAAAAAUAAUGAAGACAAGGUGCCUAUUGGAGACGGAAACGCUGUGGUCCCAGCCAGGCUUCUUAAGCAUAUGGAUUGGACUUCAUACACAAAUGCAACAAGGAAACUACUAACUGCAGUAUUUUCCAGAAAAGUACUGGCGACCCACUCAUUAACUGGAAAACCUUCACCAGCAUUUCCAGACAAACCUGCUAAAAAGAAGCUAGAUCCAAUGUUGGUAAAUGACAUUGUGCAAACGGUCGUAGAAAAAUGUUGCGUCCCCAAAAAGGUUGUCAGGACCAGCAUCACCACAAAGUGUGCGGACGAAAAUAUUGUCCAGUAUUAUGCUGUGGUCCCAGCCAGGCGUCUCAAACAUAUGGAGUGGGCUUCAUACACAAACGCUACAAGAAAACUACUAACUGCUGUAUUUUCGAGAAAAGUACUAGCAACCCACUUUUUAACUGGAAAACCUGCUUUUUCAGACAAACCUGCUAAAAAGAAGCUAGAUCCAAUGUUAGAAAAUGACAAUUUGCAGACGGUAGUGGAAAAGUGUUGCGUCCCCGAAAAUGUUGUCAAGUAUAAUAAGAAAAUGUGA